CCGGCGAAGCAGAGGCUCUGACGCGGCCGCCGGGCCCCGGGGCUGGAUACAUUGUCGCGCCGAGCUUCCCCCGGGCCGGCCCCCAGCCGUCCCAGCGCGGCUUCCCGCAGCGCCAGGCCCCCCGGGGGGCAGGCGCGAGCCCGCCCGUCCCGACCUACUGACUGACGGACCGAUCCACCGAAGCCGCCGACGGGCCGAGCCUGGAGCCGGGGCUGAGCUGGUUUGGGGAAGCCGGCUCUGCCGCCGCUGGGGAGCAAACUUCCCAGCCGGGCCAGAGCUGGCUGGGGCCCCGUCCAGGGCCGGAGGAGGAGACGGCCGCGAGUCCUCCUCCUCCUGCUCCUGCUGCCCGGUCUCCCGGCACCAUGCUGUCUAACUCGCCGGGCCAGACCCCGCCCGUGCUGUUCCCCAGCCCACCGCCGCCACCCCCGCCCCAGCAGCCCCAGCCCCCCUCCCAGCCCCAGCCCCAGCCCCCGCCGCAGCCGCCGCCACCCCUUCAGCCCCCCCAGCAGUUCCCCCAGUUCUAUGUCAAGUCGAGCUUGCAGAUAAAAAAGAAUGCCAUCACGGAUAACUACAAGGUCACCAGCCAGGUCCUGGGGCUUGGCAUCAACGGGAAAGUUUUGCAGAUCUUCAACAAGAAGACCGGGGAGAAAUUCGCCCUCAAAAUGCUUCAGGAUUGCCCCAAGGCCCGAAGAGAGGUGGAUCUGCAUUGGAGAGCCUCUCAGUGCCCACACAUUGUCAAGAUUGUGGAUGUCUAUGAGAACUUAUAUGCUGGAAGGAAAUGUCUCCUGAUUAUCAUGGAAUGCAUGGAUGGUGGGGAGCUCUUCAGUCGCAUCCAAGACCGGGGAGACCAGGCCUUCACAGAGAGAGAGGCUUCAGACAUCAUGAAGAGCAUUGGUGAAGCAAUUCAGUACUUACAUUCAAUCAACAUUGCACACAGGGAUGUCAAGCCUGAGAAUCUCUUAUACUCCUCCAAACGGCCCAAUGCUAUUCUGAAGCUCACUGAUUUUGGCUUUGCCAAGGAAACUACCAGCCAUAAUUCCCUCACUACCCCUUGCUACACACCAUAUUAUGUGGCUCCAGAGGUCCUGGGCCCUGAGAAAUAUGAUAAAUCCUGUGACAUGUGGUCUUUGGGUGUCAUCAUGUAUAUCCUCCUGUGUGGUUAUCCUCCAUUCUAUUCCAAUCAUGGCCUUGCCAUCUCUCCUGGCAUGAAGACACGAAUCCGAAUGGGCCAGUAUGAGUUUCCCAAUCCAGAGUGGUCAGAGGUAUCAGAGGAAGUGAAAAUGCUUAUCCGGAAUCUGCUAAAGACAGAACCAACUCAAAGAAUGACCAUCACAGAAUUUAUGAAUCACCCUUGGAUUAUGCAAUCAAUGCAGGUCCCUCAGACUCCACUGCACACAAGCAGAGUCUUGAAGGAAGACAAGGAGAGAUGGGAGGAUGUGAAGGAAGAGAUGACCAGUGCCUUGGCCACCAUGCGUGUUGACUAUGAACAAAUCAAGAUUAAGAAGAUUGAGGAUGCUACCAACCCUCUGCUCCUGAAGAGGCGGAAGAAAGCCCGGGCUUUGGAGGCAGCUGCCCUUGCUCACUGAGCCACUCUCAAGCCCUCCUCCUACCCUGAUGGAGGGAAAGCAAUAACUCUUUAAGUAUAUUUUUUAAAAGCAGAGACACAGAACUGUCCUCCCCAGCUCCUGCGUGCAUGGAGCCCAGAAGCUUGUCAGCAGAUGAAUUCUGGUCCUUUAACUGCCACCUUCCCUGGAGCUCCUGGAUAUGGCCUGGGAGCACCUGACUCCUGGGAGGGUGGGAGGGUGAGGACAAGGGGACAAGUUGUUCUCGAGAUCUUCCUCAUUGUGCAGUUUUUCUUGGCUAAUUUGGCCUUGAAUUUUUAUAAAAUUUCUAUUUUUUUUCUCCUCUUUCCCCACUUUUCCCUCCCAAGUCACAGGAUGAUAUUUUUUUUUAAAAAAGGUAUUUUGGGGAGCUGCUUUAGGGAGGUGACUCACUCAGUGUUUGUUAUCUUGUUCCCUCUGCUCCCCCUUGACCCUAGUCUGAGCUUCAGUGGACUUGGGGGCCAUGGGGUCGGGAACUGAGCCCUGUAGAGGCCAGGGCUUUGAUGGUGUGGAUCUGGGGGGGCUUAGCCUCAGGCCUGGGGGGCCUUAGCUCGGAGGCCUUGGGCAGCUGGAGCUGUGGCCACGGGGCCGACACGCAGGGCUGGCUGUGUGAGUCAGCUGCUGGGCCGGUGGCGGGCAGGCAGGGGGCUUUCCGCUUUGGAUCUGACCCAGCGCAGUGUAAAGUCCACAUAUCUGUCCGCACGGGAAGCUGGCUGAGACUGAAAUGGCUCAUGGUCCUUCUCUCUGGCAGGCAGGGCUCUGAGGGCAGGGGCAAGGGCUCCUCUGAUACUGGCACUGAGACAGAAGGGAUGGGAGCCUUCCUCUUCCUCCUCCUCCGCCCCUCUAGUGCCGCAUUGCCGAGUCUUCCCUUCCCUCCUCCUCAGCCAAUGGCAAGGCAGGACUAUCUGGGGAGGAGGGAUGGCCCUAGGAUUCAGGAUGAUCCCUCUCCUCUCCUCCCCAGGGGUAUACAGAGGGCCAGGGAGUGGGGAGCCCGGUGUCCGGGCCCGGGGUUUUUUUUGCACAUCUCCCUCCAUCUCCUGCCCUCAUUUUCUGCCCCCCCCCCUUUCCGGAGCCAGUCUGAGCCCCCAGGAUCUGCUACCCUGAGGUGGGAGCAGACAGAGAGCCCGCUCUGGGAGACGAGGCCCUCUGGGCCUCUGCAUUGAGGGCCAGCCAACUUAUCAUACCCCUUUGCCUCUCUCCCUUAUUUUAAAGCUAGUCUGGUUUUAUAUUUCCUUGGUUUUAGCUUUUCCCCCUUUUCGUUCUUGGGCCGUCUUCUGGCUUCCCGCUCCCCUCUAGGAACGGGCCUGGGCUCUCUGUAGCCGGAACACAAAGAUCUCCGUUCUGCUCUGCCCGCUCUGGCCGCGGGAGCCCUUCGCCUUUCCCCGCCAGAGGCUUGCUUUCUCUGGGCCUCUCUCUCUGCUCUCCAUUUGAGAGACCCGGAGGACAGAGAAGAAGCCUUUUCACCAAAGAUGCCCCGUCUCUCCGCGCUCCUCCACUGAUGGCUCUCCGCCUGGGGAGGGAGACCCGGCCUCCUCCCCUCCCCCCCCCAGCAUUAGGUAGGAGCGGAGCGGGGGAGGCCCGCGUCUGAGGCCUUCUACUCCCACACUUCAGGGCGGGCCGGGGGAGGGUCGGGGCUCGCUCUUCAUCUCCCCUCCCUCCCCCCCGCGGUGUGUCUGGCCCUCAAAUGAUUGUUAACUUGUUGUUUUGUAUGAUCAAAACUGUCUUUACUAAACAGAUUUAAUAGUU
Sarcophilus harrisii (Tasmanian devil) is the source of this 3347-nucleotide messenger RNA. RefSeq names its product MAPK activated protein kinase 2 (gene MAPKAPK2). Gene Ontology annotation, molecular function: calcium-dependent protein serine/threonine kinase activity; calcium/calmodulin-dependent protein kinase activity; mitogen-activated protein kinase binding. The transcript has 11 exons. The record is from RefSeq and is a predicted model, not a curated record. Gene Ontology annotation, biological process: inflammatory response; response to cytokine; cellular response to vascular endothelial growth factor stimulus. Gene Ontology annotation, cellular component: nucleus; cytoplasm. Bases 363 to 1586 code for a protein of 407 amino acids. NCBI's taxonomy places the organism in Eukaryota, Metazoa, Chordata, Mammalia, Dasyuromorphia, Dasyuridae.